UGCGGACAGACUCAUUACGCAGCCGUUCGAAGGCAUCGACGUUGUACCCGAUGUCAUUGCGUACGCUGCACGGACACACGGUACCAAGGAGGCCUUAGGUUGGAGAAACAUCGUUUCCAUUCACGAGGAGGAAAAGGAGGUCAAGAAGGUCGUCGCUGGCAAGGAAAUAACAGAAAAGAAGAAGUGGAAGUAUUUCGAGCUUAGUGAUUACCAGUACCUCUCGUUCAUCGAGGUCAGAGAGCGAAUCUUGGAACUCGCUCGUGGACUGCUGCACUAUGGAAUACAAAAGGACAACGUCUUCAACAUCUACGCGCAGACAAGCGCCAACUGGCAACUCAUGUCCCACGCGUGUACUACCAUUGCUACGCCCGUGGCUACGGCAUAUGAUACCCUUGGGGAGAGCGGGCUGACACAUUCCCUUAACGAGCCGAAUUGUGUUGGCAUUUUUACCAACGCAGACCUUUUCCCCACAUUGGCGCGUGUGGUUCAGAACACCCCUUCUGUGAGGUUGGUGGUCUACGACGGGGAACCCGACGCAUCUCUGCUUGACGAUAUCCGUAACGCGCGUGAGAACGUGGUCGUCGUUUCUAUUGACGAUCUUCGUGAAGUAGGCAAGGCUCAACCCGCCGAUGCCCUCGAGAGCAGGAAACCUGCAAAGGACGAUAUGGCUCUGAUCAUGUAUACCAGUGGAACCACCGGUGCACCAAAGGGUGUUGUUCUUACACAUGCAAAUGUCGUAUCUGCUAUCGGUGGAGUGUUCCAUUUGCUUGGACACCACUUACGCUCGGACGACUCUUUCCUUGCAUAUCUCCCCUUGGCUCAUAUCAUGGAAUACGUCGUUGAAGCCACUCUAUUCACCGCAGGCAUGAAGACCGGCUAUGGUCGUGUCAAGACGCUCACUGACGCGUCCGUUCGGAAAUGCAAGGGUGACCUCGUCACCUUCCGGCCUACUAUCAUGGUGGGCGUUCCAGCUGUCUGGGAAGCGAUUCAGAAGGGUAUCAUCGCCAAGGUGAAUGCGGGUGGCCUGGUUAAGAAGAAUCUGUUCAACCUCGGUUACGCCUUGAAGAGGUCUCGGAUACCAAUUUUGAGCCAAGUUGCGGAUUCUGUGGUGUUCAGCAGUGUUCGAGCUGCAACGGGUGGGCGGUUGCGUCUUGCGUUGAGUGGUGGCGCUGCCCUGAGUAAGGAGACACAAGAGUUCUUGUGUGUUGCUCUUGUUACUAUGCUUCAAGGUUAUGGUAUGACGGAAUCCUGUGCUAUGUGCGCUAUCCUUCCCCCCGAAUUGCAGCAAUAUGGUUCUGUCGGCUUGCCUUCGCCUUCCAUUGAGAUCAAGUUACGGGAUGUGCCAGAAGCUGGGUACAAGUCUACCAACAAUCCACCUCAAGGCGAAGUUUGUAUCAGGGGACCCGCGGUGACCAAAGGUUAUUAUAAGCGACCGGACCUCAAUAACGACGAGAACAUAUUCACCAAGGACGGCUGGCUGCGGACAGGUGAUGUUGGCCAGUGGAACCCUGACGGCACGUUAUCUUUGAUUGACCGUAUCAAAAACCUUGUGAAACUUCAGGGUGGAGAGUACAUCGCGUUGGAGCAACUUGAGACCGUGUACAGGUCUUGCAACAUCCAGCCUAUCGCGAUCCUUAUUCCGCAUGAGUUAAACCUAAGACAUACACUCGAGAGCAAGUUGAAUGGCGUCGACGCGAGUGCCCCUCUGUCAGAGUUAUGCCACAACAAGGCGGUGCAAGAAUUGGUCUUGAGAGAGUGCAAUGCGGUGGGAAAGAAGAACGGCCUCAAGUCUAUGGAAACGCUCGAGGCUGUCAUCUUGACUGCGGAGGAAUGGACCCCCGAGAAUGGGCUUGUAACGGCUGCUCAGAAGCUGCAGCGAACCAAGGUUGCACAACAUUUCGAGAAGGAGAUUAAGGAGAUAUACCGCAACCAGUAAUUUGGUGGUCUUUUGACUGUUCUUCGUUGGUUCCGUCCUGUAUCUAUGUAGUUGAUAUGCAAAGUGCUUUAUUUGAGUGCCG
Pisolithus orientalis is the source of this 2018-nucleotide messenger RNA. RefSeq lists its product as uncharacterized. The record is from RefSeq and is a predicted model, not a curated record. NCBI's taxonomy places the organism in Eukaryota, Fungi, Basidiomycota, Agaricomycetes, Boletales, Pisolithaceae. Gene Ontology annotation, cellular component: plasma membrane; lipid droplet; endoplasmic reticulum. Gene Ontology annotation, biological process: long-chain fatty acid metabolic process; long-chain fatty-acyl-CoA metabolic process. The transcript is spliced from 7 exons. Bases 338 to 1936 code for a protein of 532 amino acids. Gene Ontology annotation, molecular function: long-chain fatty acid-CoA ligase activity.